Engraulis encrasicolus (European anchovy) is the source of this 8174-nucleotide messenger RNA. RefSeq names its product unconventional myosin-XVIIIa-like. The record is from RefSeq and is a predicted model, not a curated record. Bases 349 to 8055 code for a protein of 2568 amino acids. Gene Ontology annotation, cellular component: myosin II complex; myosin filament; cytoplasm. Gene Ontology annotation, biological process: actomyosin structure organization. The transcript has 44 exons. Gene Ontology annotation, molecular function: ATP binding; actin filament binding; cytoskeletal motor activity. Lineage: Eukaryota; Metazoa; Chordata; Actinopteri; Clupeiformes; Engraulidae.
GGUAGGAUGACAAUUGCGCACAGUUGGCCAGUUUGGGUACUAUUUGCGCAAGAAUCUUGUAGGAACCGUUUGCACAGGAAUCAGUUAGCCCACUCUGUCUGAUGGGACGUACACAGUGCUCCGGAGAUGGCUCGACAUGGGAGUAAUUCAACAGGGCAUAGAAUGACACAACGCCAUAUGGGAGGCAGCAGCAGCAGCAGCAGCUGAAACAUAGCCCCACUGUAUGGCAUAGGUCUUCAGCAAGCAAGCAAGCAGAGACAGAAGAUACCGGCUGCAACUAGGGUGCCGUACUAGUAGAGGUAACCAACCAACCAACCAAGCAAGCAGGCAGUCUAAUACCAGCCAAUCAUGUUCCACCGCAUCAAAAAGGACAAGGACAAGUCGGAGAAGGAUGGAGGGAAGAAGGACAAGGAGAAGAAGGACAAGAAGGAGCGCAUGUCGGCCGCCGAGCUGAAGAGCCUGGAGGAGAUGGGCAUGAGGCGCGGGUUCUUCCACCUGCACCGCGGGGGCUCCAAGCGGGACUCCAAGGGCGCCAAGCUGGAGAUCUCGGGCCCCAUCCCCAUCAAACUGCCCAGCAGCGCAGAGUUCAGCCUCAGCGCCCAAGACUACGAGCGCGUCCAGGCACGCAUGCAGGAGCUAAGCCAGAUGAGCUCCAGCGGCUCCAGGGACGACCUGAAGAAGGACGCCACCGCCACCGCCCCAUCCCCUGCCAUGUCCUCCGCGUCGGUCGCCACUACUUCCUCACAGGAUGCGCCCGCCAGCGGCCGCUCCUCCAUCAAGGAGCGGGCGGCCAAGUUCGGGCCGCUGACCAAGCAGAACUCGCAGGUGGGCCAGCUCAUGAAGCGCUUCUCCUUCUCCCAGAGGAGCAAGGAGGAGAGCCCGAACCCGAGCCCGCCCGAGUCCACCGCCCCGUCGGGCCAGAACUCGGCCGUCGUGUCUCCUCAGAUGGAGGCGCGAGAGGUGGACUCUCCGAGGCAGCUGGGCAGCCCUCCUCCUCCUCCUCCACCAUCUCAGCCGGUCCACAUUCCAGAACUGGUGGAGAAGUCGUUCCCGGCGGUGGAGCUGCAGCUGCCGGCGCUGGUGCAGCCCAAGGUUCCGGAACCGCGGGAGCUGGAGAUCCAGCGGCGGAAGACGGGCGACUUUGGCUUCUCGCUGCGCCGGACGGCCAUGCUGGACCACCACCCCGACGGCAAGGUGUUCCGGCGCGUGGUACACUUCGCCGAGCCGGGCUCCGGGCUGGGCACCAAGGACCUGGCGCUGGGGCUGGUGCCGGGAGACCGGCUGGUGGAGAUCAACGGGCAGAACGUGGAGAGCAAGAGCCGGGACGAGAUCGUGGAGAUGAUCCGGCAGUCGGGCGACGUGGUGCGGCUGAAGGUGCAGCCCAUCGUGGAGCUGAGCGAACUGAGCCGCUGUUGGCUGAGGAACAUCGAGAAGGGCACCACCAGAGACGCCUACGAGGUGAAGACAGAAGAGCAGAUCGCUGCUGAGAAGUUGUGGUACGGCACAGAGAAAGUAUGGCUGAUCCACAAGGACGGCUUCUCUCUAGCAACACUCCUGAAGACGGAGGAGGGCAGUCUGCCGGAGGGCAAGGUGAAGAUCCGGCUGGAGCACGACGGCUCUCUACUGGACGUGGACGAGGACGACGUGGAGAAGGCCAACGCUCCGUCCUACGACCGCGUGGAGGACCUGUCCUCACUACCGUACCUCAACGAGUCCAGCGUCAUGCACUCCCUCCGCCAGCGCUAUGGCGGCAACCUCAUGCACACGUACGCUGGGCCCAACCUGCUGGUCAUCAACCCCGUCAGCGCACCCUCCAUGUACUCAGAAAAGGUGAUGCACAUGUUCAAGGGGUGUCGUCGCGAGGACACGGCGCCCCACAUCUAUGGCGUGGCCCAGACGGCCUACCGCAGCCUCCUGACGACGCGGCAGGACCAGUCCGUGGUGCUGCUGGGCAAGGCGGGCAGCGGCAAGACCACCAACUGCCAGCACCUGGUCCAGUACCUGGUGUCCAUCGCAGGCAGCCCAGGCAAGGUCUACUCAGCGGAGAAAUGGCAGGCCGUGUACACGAUCCUGGAGGCCUUCGGUAACGGCUCCACGGCCAUGAACCCCAACGCCAGCCACUUCUCACACAUCGUCAUCCUGGACUUCGACCAGGCUGGCCAGGUGGCGUCCGCCUCUAUACAGACGAUGCUAUUGGAGAAGCAGCGAGUGGCCCGGCGUCCGGAAGGAGAGUCCACCUUCAACGUCUUCUACUACAUGAUGGCGGGAGCAGAUGGAUCUCUCAAGACAGAGCUGCACUUCAACCACUUUGCAGAGAACAGUGCCUUUGGGAUUACACCACAAGCUAAGAGUGAUGAUAAGCAGAGGUCUUCUCAGCAGUUCAUUAAGCUGCAGGCUGCUAUGAAGGUGUUGGGGAUCUCUGCGGAGGAGCAGAAGGCCUUCUGGCUCAUACUGGGGGCCAUUUACCACCUGGGGGCCGCCGGGGCCACCAAGGAGUCGGAAGAAGCUGGCCGUAAGCAGUUUGCUCGUCACGAGUGGGCCCAGAAGGCGGCCUACCUGCUGGGGGUGGGCCUGGACGAGCUCUCGGCGGCCAUCUUUAAACACCAGCCCAAGAGCUCCAACCCACGCGUGUCCGCCAUCCGCCAGGCCAACGAGGACGCUGCCGACGCAUCAGGGCAAAAGGCCACGGCCAUGGAGUGUUUGGAGGCCAUGGCAUCUGCCCUCUACGCUGAGAUCUUCACUGUACUCAUAUCACUCAUCAACAGAGCUCUGAAGUCCAGUCCGAACUCGUUGUGUUCUCUUCUGAUCGUGGACGCUCCGGGCUUCCAGAACCCUCGGCAGGCCAAGAGGGAGCGCGGCGCCACCUUCCAGGAGCUCUGCCACAACUACGCCCAGGAACGCCUGCAGACACUCUUCCACCAGAGGACCUUCGUCAAGGAACUGGAGAGAUACAAGGAGGAGAACAUCGAGGUGUCUCUUGACGACAUGGAGCCCAGCACAUCGCUGUCUGUGUCGGCUGUGGACCAGGCCUCCAGCCAAGCUCUGGUGCGUACCCUGUCCAGGACGGAUGAGGCGCGGGGUCUGCUGUGGCUGAUGGAAGAGGAGGCCAUGCAGCCUGGAGGAUCAGAAGACACCCUGCUGGACAGAUUGUUCAGCUACUACGGACCCGCCGAGGGACAGAGCAAAGGUCACACGGUGCUGCUGAAGAGCGAGCGAGCGCAUCACUUCCUCCUGGGCCACAGCCACGGCUCUGAUUGGGUGGAGUACGACGCCCGCGGCUGGCUGGGCCACGCCAAACAUAACCCUGCUACCCAGAAUGCAGCUGGCCUCCUCCAGAACUCUCAGAAGAAGAACAUCAGUGCCCUUUUCAUCGGGCGGUCCGCGGGCAGCACGGUGCUGGCGGGGUCCAUUGCGGGGCUGGAGGGCACGUCGCAGCUGGCCCUGAGGAGGGCCACCAGCAUGAGGAAGUCCUUCACCACCGGGGUCGCCGCCGUCAAGAAGAAGAGCCUCUGCAUACAGAUCAAACUACAAGUGGAUGCCCUGCUGGACACGGUGAAGCGGUCGCGUGUGCACUUCGUCCACUGCCUGCUGCCCAAGGCGGACGCGCUGCAGGGGGCCGCUGCUCUGGGGGAGGCCGGGGGAGAGGGCUGCGAGUCGGGCCUCAUGGAACUGGACGUGGCCCUGCUCAGGGCUCAGCUCCGCGGCACCAAGCUGCUGGACGCCAUGCGGAUCUACAGACAAGGGUUCCCUGAUCACAUGGCCUUCAUGGAGUUCCGUCGCAAGUUCGACGUGCUGGCGCCCCACCUUACCAAGAAGCUCGGCCGCAACUUCAUCGUCAAGGACGAGAGGAGGGCUGCAGAGGAGCUGUUGGAGGCCCUGGAGCUGGAGAAGAGCAGCUACCACAUGGGCCUGAGCAGGGUGUUCUUCCGUGCCGGCACACUGGCGAAACUGGAGGAGCAGCGAGAGGAGCAGACGAGGAGAAACAUCACCCUCUUCCAGGCAGCAUGCAGAGGACACCUGGCCAGGCAGGCCUUCAAGAAGAGGAAGAUCCAGGACCUGGCCAUCCGCUGCAUCCAGAAGAACAUCCAGAAGAACCGCGGUGUGAAAGGCUGGCCCUGGUGGAAGCUCUUCACCAACGUCCGGCCCCUGGUGGAGGUGCAGCUCACAGAGGAGCAGAUCAGAGGACAGAACGAGGAGAUCCAGCUGCUGAAGUCCAAGCUUGAGAAGGUUGAGAAGGAGCGCAACGAGCUGAGACUCAACAGCGACCGGCUGGAGAGCAGGAUCACGGAGCUGUCUGCGGAGUUGGCGGAUGAGAGGAACACAGGUGAAUCUGCCUCCCAGCUGCUGGAGACAGAGACGGCAGACAGACUACGCCUGGAGAAGGACAUGAAGGACCUACAGGCGAAGUUUGACGCUAUGAAGAAACAGAUGGAGGGGAUGGAGAUGGAGGUGAUGGAGGCGCGACUGAUGAGGGCCGCCGAGCUCAACGGGGAGCUGGACGAUGACGACGACGCAGGCGGGGAGUGGAGGCUGAAGUAUGAGCGGGCCAUCAGGGAAAACGACUUCAGCAAGAAGCGACUGCAGCAGGAGUUUGAUGACAAGCUGGAGACGGAGAAACAGAGCAAGAGGCAGCUGGAGAGAAGGCUGACGGACCUGAGUGCAGACCAGGAGGAGUCCCAGCGCUCUCUACAGCAGCUGAAGAAGAAGUGCCAGCGUCUGGGGGCGGAGCUGCAGGACACACGCCUCCACCUGGAGGGCCAGCAGACCCGCAACCACGACCUGGAGAAGAAGCAGAGGAAGUUUGACCAGGAGCAGAAUUUGACCCGUGAUGAGGUGCAGCGAGAGAAGGCUCUGAGAGAGAAGCUGGGCCGCGAGAAGGAUAUUCUCACUGGAGAACUCUUCACCAUCAGGCAACAGCUAGAGGAUAAGGACAUGGAGCUGUGUGCGGCCAACCUGAAGUUGGAGCAGUUGGAGGCGGAGCUGACGGACGUGACGUCGCAGGAGAGCAAGGACGAGGCCUCGCUGGCCAAGGUCAAGAAGCAGCUGCGCGACCUUGAGGCCAAGGUCAAGGACCAGGAGGAGGAGCUGGACGAGCAGGCCGGCACCAUCCAGAUGCUGGAACAGGCUAAGCUGCGCCUGGAGAUGGAGAUGGAGAGGGUGAGGCAGAACCACUCCAAGGAGCUGGACAGCAAAGACGAGGAGGUGGAGGAGAUACGACAGUCCUGCAGCAAGAAGUUGAAGCAGAUGGAGGUGCAGUUAGAGGAGGAAUAUGACGACAAGCAGAAGGUGCUGAGGGAGAGACGAGACCUGGAGGCCAAACUCAUCAACGCACAGGACCAGGUGGGCCAGAGGGAUGUGGAGACGGAGAAGCGCCUGAGGAAGGACCUGAAGAGGACCAAGGUGCUGCUGGCCGACGCCCAGAUCAUGCUGGACCACCUGAAGAACAACGCCCCCAGCAAGAGGGAGAUCACGCAACUCAAGAACCAGCUGGAAGAGUCAGAGUUCACGUGUGCGGCGGCAGUGAAGGCCCGCAAGUCCAUGGAGCUGGAGAUCGAGGACCUGCACAUCCAGAUGGAGGACAUGUCUAAAGCCAGGAUCUCGCUGGAUGAGCAGCUGAGUCGUCUGCAGAAGGAGAAGAACGACCUGCAGUCGCGUCUGGAGGAGGACCAGGAGGAGAUGAACGAGCUCAUGAAGAAACACAAGGCCGCCGUCGCCCAGUCUGCGAGGGACCUUGCCCAGAUCAGUGACCUGCAGGCCCAGAUGGAGGAGGUCAUGAAGGAGAAGCAGGAGAUUCAGGAGAAGGUGCAGUCCCUUCAGAGCCAGCUGGAGUUCCAGGAGCAGUCCAUGGUGGAGAAGUCCCUGGUGAGCCGGCAGGAGGCCAAGAUCCGCGAGCUGGACACCAAGCUGGAGUACGAGCGCACGCAGAUCAAACGCCUGGAGGGCCUGGUGUCGCGUCUGAAGGAGAACCUGGAGAAGAUGGGAGAGGAGCGCGACCAGCGCAUCGCCGGGGAGAACCGGGAGAAGGAGCAGAACAAGCGGCAGCAGCGGCAGGUCCGGGACCUGAAGGAGGAGAUGGCCGAACUCUCCAAGAAGGAAGGGGAGGCCAGCCGCAAGAAGCACGAACUGGAAAUGGACAUUGAGAGUCUGGAGGCGGCCAAUCAGAGCCUGCAGGCGGACCUCAAGCUGGCCUUCAAGCGAAUCGGAGACCUGCAGGCGGCCAUCGAGGACGACAUGGAGAGCGAUGAUAACGAAGACCUCAUCAGCAGUUUGCAGGACAUGGUGACAAAGUAUCAGAAACGAAAGAACAAAACUGGUGAUGACUCAGAUAUGGACUCCGAAGUGGAGGACCGUGUGGAUGGUGUGAAGUCAUGGCUGUCCAAAAACAAGGGCUCCUCCAAGACCCUGGCGGACGAGGCCGGACUCAAAGGCAACAGAUAUGCGGCUAAUGCCGAUGCUAAGGAUGCUAAGGAAGGUAAGGAGGGUAAGGAGGGCAGUAAGGACGGCCUGAUGAAGGAGGGCGGCACUGGCGGCGGUAGAGAGCAGCAGGACAGCCGCUCCGUGUCCGUCAUGAGCUCCCUGAGCUACAGGAAGCGCUCCAACAUCAAGGACUCCAUCGGCGGCCACGGCGACGAGAGCUCCCUCUUCAGCACGCUCAGCAAGGACCAGUCGGAGAUGCUGGACCGCUCCACGCUGCGCAAGGCCAAGGCCAAGGGAGGCGGAGGAGGAGGAGGAGGAGAAGGGCAGCAGGACGACGACGACCGCGGCUCCGUGAUAUCGCAGGCGUACUCCGAAGCGACCAGCCGGGCGCGGAAAGGCCUGGACCGGCGCUGGACGUCGUCGCAGCGCAACAGCCCCGAGUUCGACAAGGAGUCCAGCGUGUCGUCCAUGGCGCCCAGCCGCAUGUCAACCGCCCGGCGUGGUGGCGGGAUGGGCAUGAAGGACAAUGACGAUUCUGACGACGACGAUCUGAAGUCGAGCGUGAGCAGCUACGCUGUGCGUAAGAGCAGCUCGUGGCGGGACGACGGGCGGAGUGACUUCUCGGUGAGCCCCACGAUGAGCCGCAGGCUGGGCGGCGGCGGAGCGGGCCGGUCCCGAAGCCCCGGCAGCGUCAGCGUCGCCGACUCCCGCGUCUCCCUCGCCCGCAGCACGCGCCUCAGCGAGUUCGGCCUCCGCCUGGACGACGACGACGAUGACGACGACAUUGACAGCGUGAGCAUGGCAUUUGGGGAGACAGGCUCCUCCUCCUCAGCCGCACGUUCCUUCAGUCGCAGCCUCUCGAACCCGGCUCGUUCCACCGACGACACCGGUGGGGACGGCGGCGGCGACGUCAAAUCCGUCGGACAUCGCAACUACCUGGACCCCGAGCUGGAGAAGGCCAUCAACGAGGUGCUGAGCUUCAAGCCAAUCAAAUUCAAGCGCCGCAGCACGUGUGAAUCAGACAGUGAGGAGGAGAAGACUGGUGGCGGCGUUGGAGGAGGAGGCGUUAGCGAUGACCUUAUGGAGAGGAAGGUCGGCCGUGGCGGCGGUGGUGGUGCCGGCACCGGGCUCGAUCCAGACGAGGGUCUCGGCCGCAGCGCGUCCAGCCUCCGUCGCUCUGCCUCGGGCUCGGCGCUCGACUUCGGACGCUCCGGUAGCAGCAUGAGCUCACGCAGCACCACUAGUCGCUCCGGAGGCGGGAAGAACAACAGCAAGAAAAAGAAGAAAGCAGGCCGCGACGAGUCGGAGAGCUCCUCUGAGGACGAGCGCCACCGCCGCGGCUCCCGGGCCGGGAAGAAAGGCAAGAAGUCGUCCAGGAAGGGCAAGGGCAACAAAAGCGAGUCGGAAUCCGAGUCCUCGGAAUCGUCCGAGUCCUCCUCCUCCUCGUCCAGUUCCUGUUCCACGGUGUCGUACCGCAGCUCCAGCAGUGUGAAGAAGGGCCCGGCGCGGCAAGGGGGCGAGCAAGGACCCGACGGCCCGGAUCCAGAGAGACCCAUGAGUAAGAAAGACAUGAAGAAAUAUAAGAAGAAAAUGGACAGUACGGUGAUGAAGUACCUGUAUAAGCCUGACAGCGAAUAAGCCACUACGGUGAUGAUGAACACUGGAGAAGAGCCCCCCGGUGUACCGCAGACAUUUUUCCCGUUCGGAUGAUGACAUCCAGGAGGAGGAGUCUCCCACCAGCAGCCCGCCCCCCCACC